Messenger RNA from Lotus japonicus, 5114 nucleotides. Its product is annotated as indole-3-acetaldehyde oxidase-like. NCBI's taxonomy places the organism in Eukaryota, Viridiplantae, Streptophyta, Magnoliopsida, Fabales, Fabaceae. Gene Ontology annotation, molecular function: 2 iron, 2 sulfur cluster binding; iron ion binding; FAD binding. Bases 253 to 5022 code for a protein of 1589 amino acids. The record is from RefSeq and is a predicted model, not a curated record. The transcript has 13 exons.
AAACACCCAAACGAAUACCCUAGUGCAGAACCAAGCAACCAAUGCUGCGAGUUUCAAUUGAAGUUGAUGUGUGAUUCUUCCCACCACCCUAAUUCCUAUCCCCACCAUCCCCUUUUAUAAAUUUCCCCUAAUUUUCAUUCUCCCACCCUUUUCUCACACACCACCCUCACCAAUUCUCACCACCCCUCACUCCACUCCUCUGAAUUUUUCUCACUGUGUUGGCACCGCAACUCACACAAAGUGUGAUUAUCAAUGGAAGAAUGUGAUAAUGUGGUUUCUGAUGAAAUGGACAUGGACUCAAAUGAGGGAAAUGAUAACAAUUUGCAGGCCGAUACGAGUAUCGAGAAUUCUAGUUUGCAAGCUCCCGGUGUUAUUGUGGAUUGUGCAAAGGAGUUCACAACUGACCAGGUUUUUCCAACGCGAGAUGAUCUAUUAGAUUGGGCGCGGAGUGUAGGGAGGGAGAAUGGCUUUGUUGUUGUGAUCAUGAGGUCUGAUAAUGGAAGCGUUAAAAGGAAGGAACUUGUGACGUUAGGAUGUGAGAAGGGUGGGAAGUACAAGCCUUAUAAGAGCACGUUGACACGUAAAAACACUCGAAGUAAAAAAUGUCAAUGUCCUUUUAGACUAAGAGGAAGACCGGUGAAGGGUGGAGGUUGGAAGGUUAGAGUGACAUGUGGUUUUCACAACCAUGAAAGAGCAGAGACAUUAGAAGGUCACACGUACGUUGGCCGGUUAACACCUAACGAAAAGAGUUUGGUUGAAGACAUGACCAAUAGCAUGGUAAAACCAAAAGACAUUUUGCAGACAUUGAAGGAACGUGAUCCGAGUAACUUCACUACCAUCAAACAAGUAUACAAUACUUGUCAAGCUUAUCGUGCCUCUAGGAAAGGUCCCAAAAGUGACCGAACCAUGAAAGGGAAGGAGAACGAUGACACUAGGACAUCAACAAGUUUGGUUUUUGUUAUUAAUGGUGAGAGGUUUGAGCUCUUCAAUGUUGACCCAUCAACCACUUUGCUCGAGUUCUUGCGUACUCAAACUCAAUUCAAGAGUGUCAAGCUAGGCUGUGGUGAAGGUGGUUGUGGUGCUUGCUUAGUUUUAAUCUCGAAAUACGAUCAUGUGCUUCACAAAGUUGAGGAAUUUACAUCAAAUUCCUGCCUCACACUACUUUGCAGCAUUCAUGGGUGUUCAAUUACAACAAGUGAAGGCAUUGGAAAUAGUAAAGAGGGAUUCCACCCGAUUCAUGAAAGAAUUGCAGGAUUUCAUGCCACUCAAUGUGGCUUCUGUACUCCUGGAAUGUGUGUUUCCCUCUUUGGCACACUUGUCAAUGCUGAUAAGACCAAUCGUUCAAAGCCAGCUCCUGGUUUCUCAAAAGUGACUGCUUCUGAGGCUGAAAUGUCUGUUGCAGGGAACCUUUGUCGCUGUACUGUGUAUAGACCCAUUGCUGAUGCUUGCAAAAGCUUUGCAGCUGAUGUUGAUAUGGAGGAUUUGGGGCUCAACUCUUUCUGGAAAAAGGGAGAGAGCAAGGAAAUUAAGCUUAGUAGGUUGCCUCAAUAUGACAGUGAUCACAAGAAUAUUAGAUUUCCCAUGUUUUUGAAGGAAAUCAGGCAUGAUUUGUUCAUGGCUUCUGAGAAACACAGUUGGCAAAGACCUACUAGUCUAGAGGAGCUUCAGAGAUUAUUGGCAUUCAACCAAGCCAAUGGAACCCGGGCUAAACUUGUUGUUGGUAAUACUGGUACUGGAUAUUACAAAGAUACAGGAGGCUAUGAUAAGUAUAUUGAUAUAAGAGGGGUGCCUGAGCUCUCAAUGAUCAGAAAGGAUCAAAAUGGGAUUGAAAUUGGAGCAGCAGUGACAAUAUCUAAAGCUAUAGGAGUACUCAAGCAAGAUAGGAAAAGCGACUUGAUCUCAGAUUUUGUAAUGAUACUUGAAAAGAUCGCUGACCAUAUGAGCAAAGUUGCCACAGGAUUUAUUCGAAACACUGGCAGUGUAGGUGGCAAUUUAGUGAUGGCCCAAAAGAGUCAUUUUCCUUCAGAUAUCGCUACAAUACUCCUAGCUGCGGGUUCAAUGGUUCAAAUAAUGUCUGGUGCUCAAUUUGAAUUGCUUGCAUUGGAGGAAUUUCUUGAAAGGCCGCCACUAGGUUUGGAAAGUGUGCUUUUAAGCAUUACAAUUCAGAGUUUGGAAUUCAAUAAAAGUGAAUCUUCAGAACCAAGAAGUAGAUUCCUCUUGGAGACUUACCGAGCUUCUCCUCGACCCCUUGGAAGUGCCCUUUCUUACUUAAAUGCUGCUUUCCUUGUUGGGGUGUCUCCAUGCAAGGUCACUGGUGGAACCAUGAUUAAUACUUGUAGGUUGUCUUUUGGUGGUUGUGAGAAUAAACGUGCAACAAGAGCAAAAAACGUCGAGGAAGUUUUAGUUGGAAAGGUGUUAAGUAUUAGCAUUCUGUAUGAUGCUGUCAACUUGCUUACAUCCACUAUUGUACCUAAAGAUGAAACCUCAAGAACUACAUACCUUCCAAGUUUGGCAGCUGGUUUUCUUUUUCAGUUCUUUAACUCACUGAUUGAUAGUCCUGCCAGAAUAACCAAUGAUCAUCUAAAUGGAUACAGUAAUUUGCCUUUUGUGAAGGCUUCUAAAUUAAAAGAGAAUCAGAAACAGUUUCAUCAUGACACAUUUCCAACUUUACUGUCAUCUGGGAAGCAAGUUGUUGAAGCUGGCAGUGAGUAUCAUCCCGUUGGUGAGCCAAUCGUGAAGUCUGGGGCUGCACUCCAAGCUUCAGGUGAGGCUGUGUUUGUGGAUGACAUGCCGUCACCAACAAAUUGCCUAUAUGGAGCAUAUAUUUAUAGUGAAAAACCUUUAGCAAGGAUAAGGAGUAUAAAACUCAGGCCUGAAUUGCAUCUGGAUGGAGUGAGAGACAUUCUUUCAAGUAAAGACAUUCCCAGUGGUGGAGAGAACAUCGGAGUGAAGAGUAAAUUUUGUAAUGAACCUUUAUUUGCUGAAGAGAUUGCUAGAUGUGUUGGUGAACGUCUUGCUUUUGUGGUUGCAGAUACUCAGAAACUUGCAGAUAUGGCUGCAAACUCUGCUAUUGUUGAUUAUAGUAUUGAAGAUCUUGAACCACCUAUCCUAUCUGUGGAAGAUGCUGUUGAAAGAUCUAGCUUUUCAGAAGUUCCUCCUUUUCUCUGUCCAAAUCAAGUUGGUGAUGUAUCAAAAGGAAUGUCUGAAGCAGAUCACAAGAUUCUUUCUGCUGAGAUGAAGCUUGGAUCUCAAUACUAUUUCUAUAUGGAGACGCAAACUGCACUUGCUGUACCGGAUGAAGACAAUUGCAUUACGGUUUACAGUUCUAGUCAAAGCCCUGAGUUUGCACAUUCUGCAAUAGCAAGGUGCUUAGGUAUUCCUGAAAGUAAUGUUCGUGUAAUUACAAGGAGGGUUGGGGGAGGUUUUGGAGGAAAAGGCAGCAAAUCCACAGCUGUUGCCGUAUCUUGUGCACUUGCAGCACAGAAAUUACAGAGGCCUGUCAGGAUAUAUCUAAAUCGAAAGACAGAUAUGAUAAUGGCUGGAGGAAGGCAUCCCAUGAAGAUAACAUACAGUGUUGGUUUUAAGAAUGAUGGGAAGAUCACGGCAUUAGAACUUCAGAUAUUGGUCAAUGCAGGGAUUUAUCCGAGUGUUAGUGCAAUGAUGCCACACAACAUAGUUGGUGCACUUAAAAAGUAUGACUGGGGUGCUAUCUCUUUUGAUAUAAAGUUAUGCAAAACAAAUCAUCCCACUAGAGGUGCCAUGAGAGACCCCGGGGAUGUGCAGGGAUCAUUCAUUGCAGAAGCUGUAAUAGAAAAUGUUGCAGCUACACUUUCAAUGGAUGUGGAUUCUGUCAGAAACAUUAAUCUUCACUCUUUCACUAGUCUUAAAGCAUUCUAUGAGCAUUCUUGUGGUGAACCUCUUGAGUAUACCAUGCCUUUAAUAUGGAAUAAGUUAGCUGUUUCUGCAAACUAUGACCUGAGAGCAAAAAUGGUGAAAGAGUUUAACAGCACUAACACUUGGAAGAAAAGGGGAAUAUCUCGAGUGCCAGCAACAUAUGAGCUGAGUCUAAGACCAGCUCCAGGAAAAGUUAGUAUUUUGUCAGAUGGGUCUGUUGUUGUUGAAGUUGGAGGAAUUGAACUGGGUCAGGGUCUCUGGACAAUGGUGAAACAGAUGGCUGCAUUUUCCCUCAGUGCAAUUCAAUGUGAUGGAAUGGGAGGUCUCUUCAAUAAAAUACGGGUUGUACAAUCUGAUACCUUGAGCUUGAUUCAAGGGGGUUUAACUGCAGGGAGCACUACAUCCGAGUCAAGCUGUGAAGCAGUUAGGCUUAGCUGCAAUGUCUUGGUUGAGAGGUUAAAACCUCUCAAGGAAAAGUUACAGGAGGAAAUGGGUUCUAUCAAAUGGGAGACCCUUAUUCUUCAGGCAUCUUCGCAAGAUGUGAAUUUAUCAGCAUCUUCGUUUUUUGUACCCAGUAAUACUUCCAAUAAGUACCUUAAUUAUGGUGCUGCAGUAAGUGAGGUGGAAAUAGAUCUUCUGACCGGAGAAACCAGAAUUUUGCGAACAGAUAUUAUCUAUGAUUGUGGAAUGAGUUUGAACCCUGCUGUGGAUUUAGGACAGAUUGAAGGAUCUUUUAUCCAGGGAUUGGGUUUUUUCAUGCUUGAAGAAUAUGAAACAAAUCCUGAUGGUUUAGUAUUGGCAGACGGCACAUGGAACUACAAAAUCCCUACAAUAGACACAAUUCCUCAACAGUUUAAUGUUGAAAUGUUCAACAGUGUGCAUCCCCAGCAACGUAUUCUCUCUUCAAAAGCUUCCGGGGAACUGCCAUUGCUUCUAGCAGCUUCUGUUCACUGUGCCACUAGAGCAGCUGUUAAAGAAGCCAGGAAACAGCUUCUGUCAUGGAGCAACUUGGAUGGACCAGAUACAACAUUUCAGUUGCAGGUCCCUGCAACCAUGCCUGUGGUAAAGGAACUUAUUGGACUGGACAUUGUAGAAAGGUACUUGAAAUGCCAAAUGGACAAGAAGUAAAGGAGCUCAUUAUCCUGAUAAAUUAACACCAGCAACAAGUUAUUGAUUUUUCCAAUAUAUAUAUAUAUAGCUCAGGUUUUUUUGGUAUGAAA